Molecule: messenger RNA, 2310 nt
Organism: Penicillium alfredii
Lineage: Eukaryota; Fungi; Ascomycota; Eurotiomycetes; Eurotiales; Aspergillaceae
Exons: 3
Coding region: 1-2310 (769 amino acids)
Source: RefSeq, a predicted model, not a curated record
AUGACGAUGGUCGGCGAUGAGAAGGGCCUUCCAGAUGGGCUCCAGGGGCCAAUGAUUAUUCGCCGGUCACUGAAGCUCACCGGGCUCUGGAAUGCAAGGACGGGUCCCGAGCUCAUUCCUACUAUUAUUGCGCUCCAUGCCGGGCUUUCAAAUCUCUUCGUCCAGAAAGAGGGCCAACCCUCUCUUGUUCCUGAAGGGGGCGAUGGUCCGCUUGACAUGCUUGGGCUUCUUCAUGGCAGGGGUGCUUCGCUCUUGGGGCGCACCAUGUCCGCCGUGGACGGUGCCUCGAAGAGGCCCAACAAUCCAUGCUUCCCAGCCCGGAUCCAAACUCAUAUAAGAAACCAAGGUUCCAAUUCGUCGUCCAUCAGCCAGGAUGCCAUGCCCGCGGAUAUUAUCCCCUCGCCGCGCCGAUGGUCUCCGACAUACCAACCGAGGCGGAGCAGACAGCCUCCGACUUCCCUUUCAUUUGUACCGCCGCCAGCCGUGCCACGUUCCGACUCCCAUGAACAGUCUCCCUCUUUGUCGCGGCGGCCAGCAGAUCGAGGCCCUGUCUGCAUCUCCCCGUUUCGCUCCGUUCGCAGGAUGAAGGAGCCCUUCCCGCUCAUGCUCCCGACAUCACCGGUAUCGCUUGAUGGCGCACCGCCACUACCAGAGAGACCUAUCAAAGCAUCCAAGCCGCCGGCCGGCCACACGUUGCGAACAUGGCGCUCAGACCAGAAUCUGACCUCCGCGAGCAUGGAGGCCUUUGGGCUGUUUCCAGGUUCUCCAAUAUCAGAGUCUCGUCCUGCGAGCGCGGGGGCCGACCAGUCUUUCUCAGAACCCAAAUUUGUUGCGAAACCCGAACCCAAGCCCGAACCGGAGAAGCCUGCACGGGAAGAUAUUCCACCCAUUGAGAAGAUCGAAGACAAACGGGUCCGGUACAAGGCAUAUCGGCCGCCAGAGCGGGACGAGCUUGCCCAAGACCAACGAAGGACAGACGUGACGAAUGUCCACGAAGCACAUUCCAAUCUCGUACGGCAGUGUGAGUCUACGGAGCCAUCGGAGCAAACCGAUCCAGACAGAGCGUCGUCAGUCACAUCUCCCGAACCUGCGCCAAGCGAGAAAGAAUCUACAUCAGGCAGCUCCCCGAGGAUUCAAAGGCCCAGAACAGCGACGGGUUCGAGUGGAGCCAGCUGGGUCCCAAGCACUUUCUCGUAUUGCCAGCGAUGGUUGCACAACGUUCCGUUUGAUACGCCAAACGACCACGCCGAAAGUCCCAAAGAGUUCAAUCGACGCAAAUGCCAAAUUGUUGAAAAGGAUCCUCCAAUGCCUCCACUGGACAUCAUUCCCGGCGCCAAAGCCCUCGAAGCACCCGUGAGACUCGCUGUUGCUAGUAAAACAAAGCCAAAACUGGUUGAUAUCGCUCGACAGUCUUCGCCAUCUAUACCUCUUCCUCCAUCCCUAUUGCCGAAAGCAGCACCAGCAACCCCUGACCAGCGUCAGGAAGAGGUAUCCGCAUUUAGUCCAGAUACGCCACAAGAUAUGUCUGACAGUGGAUAUGGCACCCGCGAUUCGAGGUUCUCGCUAGAGAGCUACACCGACAGCAAAGAUGACGACGCUUAUACCGAUCCCGGAUCAUUGACCUCCGACAGCGUCACAUCUACUGUGGUCUGCGAGAGGUCUGAAUCCGCGCAGGGAGAGCGCGCCACAUCCCCCAAACCUGAAAUUCGAUCAGGAAGUGUCAGUCCCAAAGGAUCUUCGCCAUCCACCGACUCCCCAGGGCGGACGUCCAACGCGUCCGACAAGGAUGAUUUGGAAAAGCAAAGACUUUGGGACGACGAAUGGACGCUGGACGAGCUCGACCAUUCUGUGAAAGAUUUCCCUCGCCAUAUGCUCCGACUGGAGUCACCUGUUAUGGUAUUCCUACGAAACAGCGACGAAAAGGCUCUCGUUCGGCCCUUCCGCGCCAUUUUCCCUAAUGUCGCAGAGAAUCUCCUUGAUGGACUCUGCGCCGCUCUCAUUGCCCGCAACUAUCUCGUCACACUAUCCAACACCCAUCGCCGCAAACCCUCUGCGUCGACCCGCAACGACACCUAUGCCGUCGACGCCGUCCCCACAAAAGCAUAUAGCACGCUGGGAAUCCAGCUCCCGUCUGGGUCUCCUAGUCGAAUCAAAGACCGAGUUCUCGGGUCUCGCAGCAUGGAGCUGCGCCGAGAAUUCGAGAAAAUUGUCGAUAACCUCCUUUUCGCCAUCUGCGGCCGGGCCGACGAAACUUUGAAAUCGGCCGUUGAAGUUCUGGCCGACGUGCUUGAGACUAACGCACAGCGUUGA